UUUUUAGAUGUUUGGUAACUUGAAGACCUCGGAGGAUAUAGUUGUGUUCGAGGUGGCAGGGACUGGCCAAGACUUCAAUGUAACACGAGUGAAACUCUGCGAGGUGGUCGACCAGGCUCGGUGGCUACGGCAGAUGUCGUGGUGUAUGAAGAUUUUGGUAGUGAGUGAUGACAUAGAUUUCCUCUCUGCCUUCGCUGAGUGCUCCCUCGAAGGUCGUCUUCUGGUGUGGUCGAAUAGGCUCCUCGCUGUCACCCGCCUCUCCCUCCAGCAGCUACAGCAACUACACGAGAUUUUCUCGCAGACAAAUUCCAUACUGCUUCUCGUGAACGACAUCGCCGGAUAUUUACAGUGCAAUAUGUAUAUACACCUUCCAUAUACACCCAGAGAUACCAAGGCAUUACAGAUUGCCUACUGGACGCCCAAACGAGGCCUCGUACUUACAACCCACCUUCCUCUCUUCCCUGACAAGUUCUUCAAGUUCCUUCAGAAGACAUCACUAGUGGUGGCGGCAGAGCAGUAUGAGCCUCAUGUUAAUUUACUCGGCCACGAGACACUUCAGGGUACAGAAGUAACAUUCUCAGGACCUCUGAUUAACCUCCUCGAAAUAUUUUCCCACAGCAUAAAUUUCUCGUACAAGAUAAUGCGUCCUCCUGACGGAGGUUGGGGAGCUAAGAUGCAAGACGGGACUUGGAAUGGCAUGGUGGGAAUGGUUGCCAGGAAGGAGGUUGAUUUUGGUCUUGGCCCGUUUGGUGUUACCGCUGUUCGUUACGAAGUGGUGGACUACACAAGGCCAGUAGUGAUUGAUUACGGCAGGAUCAUGGCCAGGCGGGGACGGUCUGAGGUGGAUCCCUGGGGCUUUGUGUUGCCCCUGGCACCCCUAGUGUGGGCUGCCACCCUGACGGCGUUGCUGCUGCUACUCAGCAUACUGUUCCUUCUCUCAAAAUGUUGCUCUUACCUGCAUAUCAGACAGGAUAAUAAGACCUACGGUGUUUUAGACUACUUACGAGUGUUACUGCAGCAAGAUAUCUUAGUUGAGAAGGGCAGCUGGUGGCAACGUAUGUUACUGAUAACUUGGAUGAUGGUGACGCUGGUGUUAACACGGUGCUACUCUGGUAACCUUAUGUCUCUCUUGUCUGUGAGAUACAGCCUUCAGCCCUAUCAGUCUCUCCAGGAUGCUGUGAAUGAUCCCUCAGUGGCUUUGAUCUGGGAGACAAGCACAGCAUAUAUUCAGGCGUUGAAAGCAAGUUAUUGCUUUGCUGUUAUCCACUAAUUAGCUCUAGUUUUCUUAAAUACAAUGGAAAAAAACUGAAGACAUAAAUGAAUUAUCUAGCUACAUCUCGUAAGAUUAGAACACGAAAUACUGAUCCGUGAGAGGUAUACCCAAUCUCUGAAGAUCCCAGCCCUAAUUUACCUUUAAAACUUAUAACAAUCAUGAAUGGUCAGGAUUAUGAAGAUGUUCAAGUAAUCUCCAAGUGGCCCAGGAGCUGUAGCUCCGAGCAGGAAUUCAAUCUAGUUUAAAACAUUAAAAUCUUAGACGAAUGAGUGGUAAUGUGAAGAUAUCCUCAGGAGUGCUUAGGGGCUGGGCAUAAAGGAGUAGGGAUACCUUUCCCGGAUCGCGCAUGCAACUUAAAAACGCUUGGUUUAUAAAUACAUUUAAAGAGUGCGACAUCCGGCAUCUAUAAAGCAGUGGCGGACUUGGACAAGAAAGGGCGAAAUGUGUAUAUGAAAUAUUCCUUGAUCCCUGAGAGUAUUGACACACUGGUGAGGCGAGGCGAUCAUGUCCUCAUCAUGGAGGAGCUCACUGAGGAAGUUUUAAUCGCACAAGACUUCUCAA
Cherax quadricarinatus is the source of this 1834-nucleotide messenger RNA. NCBI's taxonomy places the organism in Eukaryota, Metazoa, Arthropoda, Malacostraca, Decapoda, Parastacidae. The record is from RefSeq and is a predicted model, not a curated record.